UUGUCAGCUAAAUGAGUCGCAACGUGUACGUCAGGUGAGCGCGACCCCCGAAGCCUCUCGACGGUAUCGUUUUUUCAGGUGUUUCCUUGAAGCUGUACCCGUAUCCGCCACCCGUGGCCUCCUGUGAUUAUUUGUAGGAUGAGCGUGGGCUUCAUAGGAGCAGGCCAGCUGGCCCAUGCUCUGGUGAGAGGCUUCACAGCUGCAGGCGUGAUUGCCACUCACAGAAUCACAGCCAGUUCCCCGGACACAGAGCUCCCUACAGUCCAGGGACUGCGGAAAUUGGGCGUCAAUUUCACCACCAGCAACAAGGAGACAGUCAGCAAAAGUGAUGUCCUCUUCCUGGCCGUGAAGCCCCACAUCAUCCCUUUCGUACUGGAUGAGAUUGGACCAGACAUCGAAGAGCGUCACCUUAUUGUGUCCUGUGCUGCAGGUGUCACCAUCAGCUCUAUCGAGAAGAAGCUGCAGCAGCAUCGGGCUGAUCCAAAGGUGAUGCGCUGCAUGACGAACACCCCAGUGGUGGUGUGUGAGGGGGCCACUGUGUAUGCCACAGGCACCCAUGCAAAAGUGGAGGAUGGAAAGCUCCUGGAGCAGCUGAUGUCCAGUGUGGGAUUCUGCACUGAGGUGGAGGAGGACCUGAUUGAUGCCGUUACCGGCCUCAGUGGCAGUGGUCCUGCUUACGCGUUUACUGCUGUCGAUGCUCUUGCUGAUGGUGGAGUGAAAAUGGGCCUCCCCAGGAGACUGGCUGUACGCCUCGGAGCCCAGGCUCUGCUGGGGGCUGCUAAGAUGUUGUUAGACUCAGAGCAACACCCUGGGCAGCUCAAGGACAACGUGUGUUCACCAGGGGGCGCCACCAUCCACGCCCUGCACGUCAUGGAGAGUGGCGGCUUCCGCAGCCUCCUCAUCGAUGCUGUAGAGGCCUCGUGUGUUAGGACUAGGGAACUUCAGUUUUUGGCCGACCAAGAAAGAAUCUCGCCAGCUGCCAUAAAGAAGACGACUCUGGACCAAGUGUUGCAGCAGCCAGGAGUGACCGCAGGGCCUGUUGGAGUCAGAUCUCAGGGGAUCAGUAUGUUCAGCAAUAACCCCAGGACCAAAAAGAAGUGAGCUUCUUUGUUUUGUAUCGCACUGCCCAAACAUUUUAGCAGCAAUGAUGCAAUAUAUGCCUACUGUCAGAGGAGAGUCUAACAUAGUGGAUUACUUUCUAGAAAAAAAAAGCCAACUGGGGGACCAUGGAUAUUUUAUUUUUGUAAGGCAAUAACUUUCCUUUGUCAGGCUUGACUAGAAUAAUAAUUUCAAUCUCUGUGAUUCAUUUGUCUUUCUGUAUCUUACUUCGGUCAGCUCGAUAUCAUGGUAGUUUCCAAAGUACCAUCUGAAUCAAUGCAACGGAGUGACAUGCAGCAAAGCAACACGCUGUGUGCCACGAAUUUCCGGAGGUGGUGUUACUGUUCAAGUUGCAUUUAACAAUUUCCAUUUUUUUAAACGCAUAUUUCAUAACGCAAUGAAAGUAAGGAUGUCUUUGAAACAUUAUAUAAAUAAAUAUUAAAAACAACAUUUUGUGAUAUAU
Gasterosteus aculeatus aculeatus (three-spined stickleback) is the source of this 1561-nucleotide messenger RNA. NCBI's taxonomy places the organism in Eukaryota, Metazoa, Chordata, Actinopteri, Perciformes, Gasterosteidae. The record is from RefSeq and is a predicted model, not a curated record.